GGGUGUGUGUUCCUUUUGGGUGUCAGCCCCGGGGCGGUCACUCGGCCCUGUGGGGUUAAGCAGGCAGUGCCGGUUUCUCUCUGCUGUAUGGGAGCACCUCAGGGGAAGGUGGCCUGCAUGCUGAUGUGCUAUUUGUCUCCCUUGUUGCUGUGGGGAUUCUCUGCAGUUUGCCAGGCUCUGGUUGUCCCCAGGGAGGUGAGCGGUCAGGAGGGUGAGACGCUUUCCCUGCGCUGUUGGUAUGCGCGGGGCUACGAGGGCUACAACAAGUACUGGUGCCGCGGGGCUGCGCGGGGCUCGUGCCACAAAGUGGUGGAGACCGCGGGGCGAGAAGUGCCGCGCCAGCACGGCCGCGUCUCCAUCACGGACAACCACAUCUUCUGCGUGGUGCUGCUCACCGUGGAGGAGCUCUCCAUGGAGGACGCUGGGAGCUACUGGUGCGGGGUGGAGCGGGCAGGCAGGGACAUCAUGGAGCCGGUCACCGUGAGGGUGAGACCAGCUGUACCCACAGCUCCCAGCCCUGAGCCCUGGCUCUCCAACACCACAGCGGAGUUCCCCCACAACGUGAACGUCACUGCCACGGGUGCAGGGCUGCAGAAGGAAAACACCAGCCUUCAGAAGGGUCAGGAACAGCCCCCCUCCUCUCCUCCCAGCCUCUCUGGGCCAGCCCUGCAGGUCCUGCUGCCCACCAUGGUGCUGCUGUUCCUCCUGGCCAUGGCUGGCUCUGCUGGGCUCAUCCAUGCCCUGCGGAGGAGGAGGAGGAGGAGGAAGGAAGCUGUACAGAAACCCAUGCGAGUGGUGGGAAGUUCCCAGCUGUGCUCACUGGCAGUGCAGGCACAGCAGCACCAUCAGCCUGGUGCUGGACAGGCUGUUGGGGACACACUGAUGCCUCACACCAAAGACCCUGCAGCCCCCAAACAGCCGGGCACCACUGCAGAGCUGAACAACAUCUAUGACAAUGAGCUGUACCUGAGGAAGGUGAGAACCCGGCCCGGGCAGUGCUGGCGGUGCAGGGAGGUGUGUGCAGCAUGGGCAGGGGCCAUGCAGGUUGGCCACCCCCCAGGGCAUGCACACUGAGAGCAGUGACACAGAGGAGCAGCACAGUGAGCCGGGAGAUGACGAAGUCUACAUCAACAGCUGAUGAUCAGAGAGAAGAGGAUUCCCUGCACUCCUAAUGGGGCACUGCUGUGGGCAUCGCUCUGGGCUUUGCUCUGAGGGCAGUGGGGAGCAGCAGUUCCUUCCCCACGUCCUCGCUGCAGUCUCAGUAGUGUGACAGCCUCUGCCAUGGGGCUCUGACUAUGCUCCACCCCACCUUCCCUCCUUUGCUUGUUGCUGUGGAUUGUGUGGUGCCCCCAGGAUGGGAGGAACCCAAAUCCCUACUCUUUUGUACGCUGAUGCAUGGGGCAUUCACCUGGCUUGGCAGCACGUGGGUUGCUUUAGGUGUAAGUAAACGGCAAUAAAGAAAUACCCUACAGGGCUCAGUGCAGAGGA
This is a messenger RNA of Gallus gallus (chicken), 1488 nucleotides long. RefSeq names its product CD300 molecule-like family member f (gene CD300LF). The coding region runs from base 88 to 1074 and encodes 328 amino acids. NCBI's taxonomy places the organism in Eukaryota, Metazoa, Chordata, Aves, Galliformes, Phasianidae. The transcript is spliced from 5 exons. Gene Ontology annotation, molecular function: transmembrane signaling receptor activity. The record is from RefSeq and is a predicted model, not a curated record. Gene Ontology annotation, cellular component: plasma membrane.